This is a messenger RNA of Histoplasma capsulatum G186AR, 2463 nucleotides long. RefSeq names its product vacuolar sorting-associated protein. Gene Ontology annotation, biological process: protein targeting to vacuole; protein transport to vacuole involved in ubiquitin-dependent protein catabolic process via the multivesicular body sorting pathway. The record is from RefSeq and is a predicted model, not a curated record. Gene Ontology annotation, cellular component: ESCRT-0 complex. Lineage: Eukaryota; Fungi; Ascomycota; Eurotiomycetes; Onygenales; Ajellomycetaceae. Gene Ontology annotation, molecular function: metal ion binding; phosphatidylinositol-3-phosphate binding; ubiquitin binding. The coding region runs from base 196 to 2463 and encodes 755 amino acids. The transcript is spliced from 5 exons.
AGUCUGUGGCUAACCGCAAUCAAACACUUCUGGCAUCCACACCGAGCUUAAGUUUCCUCUCCUCCGCCAUCGUCCUGGUGAAUCCCCCUCUACGAAUACUGCUAGUUAAUCAACAUCUGUUCGCAUCCCCAUAGCUUCUGUCGUCCCGCUACGUACCGAGAGUUCCUGAAUUUCGAUUUGCAGAUUACCGUCGUCAUGGCGGGCUGGUUUACCUCUACCUCUCCGUUCGAUGAGCAGGUUGAGAAAGCGACCUCGUCAUCCCUAGAGGAUAUUGCGGCGAACCUAGAGAUUUCAGAUGUUAUCCGAUCGAAGAGCGUACAGCCCAAGGAUGCUAUGCGAUCACUGAAACGAAGAUUAGAGAGCAGGAAUCCGAAUGUGCAACUGGCAACCCUAAAGUUGACGGAUACAUGUGUCAAAAAUGGCGGAAACCACUUUCUCGCGGAGAUCGCUUCUCGGGAGUUCAUGGAUAAUCUUGUCUCGUUGCUGAGAGCUUCCGGACCCGCCACUCUCAACGAAGAGGUAAAGACAAAAGUACUAGAAUUAAUUCAGACAUGGGCUUUGGCUACGCAAACCCGCGCUGAUCUACCAUAUAUUGGUGAAACCUACCGGGGUCUGCAAAAAGAAGGUUAUCAGUUUCCGCCGAAGACAGAGAUGGCAAGCAGCAUGCUUGACAGCAGCGCCCCUCCAGAGUGGAUAGAUUCGGACGUCUGUAUGCGUUGUCGAACUGCCUUUACUUUCACUAACCGGAAACAUCACUGCCGGAACUGCGGCAGCGUUUUUGAUGCGCAGUGUUCUAGCAAAAGCAUUCCACUUCCUCACCUAGGGAUUAUGCAAGCCGUAAGAGUCGAUGACGGGUGCUAUGCUAAGCUAACAUCGAAAUCUUUUAAUCCUGCAAACUCAUCAAAUCGAUCCGGACUCAAACCUGCGUCGAGCUCCAAACCCUCCGUAGCUCCGAUGGAACCUCGUGGUGGGAGAGCCGAGUCGGACUUCGAUGAGGACCUAAAACGUGCUCUCCAGAUGAGCCUUGAAGAGGUAAAGGCUCAUACUGGUGCUGGAUAUGUCCCACAGACCAAAUCGGCUAUACCAGAAUUAAAGAAACCUGAGCCGAAGGUGCCCGAAGCAAACGGGCUACAUGGGGAUUCCUUGGAAGAUGAUGAUCCAGAUUUGCGAGCUGCCAUCCAAGCUUCGUUGAAAGAUAUGGAAGAGCAGAAGCAGAAGCACUCAGCUGCUCUGAAAAGCACGACUGUAGCAAAUUCAUCUACUUCCACUGCCAUGUCCACCGCCCUCAUGCCGAAGAAAGACUACGAGCUUACUGCUGUUGAAGCAGAAAAUAUUAAUUUGUUUGCCACACUAGUUGAUAGGUUACAACAUCAGCCUCCUGGCACGAUCCUGCGAGAACCACAAAUACAAGAACUAUAUGAGAGCAUAGGGGCCUUAAGACCUAAACUAGCGCGUACUUACGGGGAAACAAUGAGUAAACAUGAUACCCUUCUCGACCUCCAUGCCAAGUUAUCAACAGUCGUCAGGUACUAUGAUCGUAUGCUUGAAGACCGUCUCUCAAACACCUACGCACAACACACUCUGGGCACCUACAACUAUCUACCAUCCAGCCAACCUGCUUCAAAUAUAUAUCCAUCCAUGCCAACAAACCUACCAGAUAAUAAGGGGGGUGUGGAGAACUUCUAUUUUGGGUCGGGGCCUGUAGACAAUACUGUUCCUCCGAGCCAAUACCACCAACCUGAGCGCCAUUUGUCUGCCGGACCUGGCAACGAACAGCAUGCCGGUGUGCUUUCGCAAUCCACGCAAAUUAACAGCGCCCAAAAUCAUUACCAGCCACUCGCAUCACCGCAAUCUACACAUAAUCCAGCUCAAUAUCACGUCCAUCCAAUGCCUCAAGGAGAACCUUCGCAAGCUGGACAGGCCGAACAGGCGGGCACAACUGGGCCAGCUGGUUACUAUCUCCCACAGGGAGUGACUAUUCCCGUGGGCCACGACCCUAAUGCUGGCACAGCACCACAGUACGUUCCUGCACCGGAGCCAUCAUAUCCUCCGUCGCCGACAAUGCGAAGGGACUCUCAGUUCCAGACAGCCCAACCGACCCCGCGGUCGAACCACUCGCAACCUACCUAUUAUCCUUCCUCAGAUGUGAUUCAACCUCAUCAGCCACAACCUGUAGCCUAUAACGCCCAGCAAAUGUCCUCCGCUGCACAUUUCCAAGCCCAGCCCCAAUCACAAGAAGGCCCCAGCUCCCUACCACCAAGCGCAGCACAGCCCUCCCAACCCCAUAAUAAUUGGCCACAGCCAGACUCCGGAGCAGGUCCCCAAUACAUGGCACCACUUGGAAAUCCCGUCUAUCAAAGUUUCGUCCCCAUGGCGCCGACCGUGGAGCAAUCGUACGUACCCCACCAACAGCAACAUGCAACCCCGAAUCCGGUUAAAGAAACACCCUUGAUAGACAUAUGA